Molecule: messenger RNA, 2525 nt
Organism: Carassius auratus (goldfish)
Lineage: Eukaryota; Metazoa; Chordata; Actinopteri; Cypriniformes; Cyprinidae
Product: pyruvate kinase PKM-like
Exons: 11
Coding region: 298-1896 (532 amino acids)
Biological process (GO): glycolytic process
Molecular function (GO): magnesium ion binding; potassium ion binding; pyruvate kinase activity
Source: RefSeq, a predicted model, not a curated record
UUGGCUUUAUUUAUCAAUACUUUAGUGCUUUAUGUACUUUUCUUCGAUUGACGAAACACCAAGAAACUAUUAGAGGUCUAUCUCAGAAAAGAUUUGAUCAAAUAUUGCUGAAAAAGCAGUUAUGUUGACAUUUUUGUCAUAGUUUGACGUCAUUAGUAUCAAUCCGCGUGUGGUUUUUACUGAAGUAGUCCCCGGUAGGUUUGGCAGAUCACCUUGAGCUCGUGAUCCGAAGCGCAGCGCAUCAGUCUCGGCCGACUAUCAAUCAGCAAACGCAGGAUAUUACCCGUCUCUUCCACGAUGCCCCACACUAAAGUUCAGGAUAUGGGCUCUGCCUUCAUCCAGACGCAGCAGCUCAACGCUGCCAUGGCCGACACCUUCCUGGAGCACAUGUGUCUGCUGGACAUCGACUCGGAGCCCACCAUCGCCCGCAACACUGGCAUCAUCUGCACCAUCGGACCGGCCUCUCGCUCUGUGGAGAUGCUGAAGGAGAUGAUCAAGUCUGGCAUGAACAUCGCUCGCCUCAACUUCUCUCACGGCUCACACGAGUAUCACGGUGACACUAUUAAAAAUGUACGUGAAGCUUGUGCCACCUUCGAGCCGGGCAGCAUCCAGUACAGACCAGUGGGCAUCGCUCUGGACACCAAGGGACCAGAAAUCCGAACCGGACUCAUUAAAGGAAGCGGCACGGCGGAGGUGGAGCUGAAGAAGGGAAAUAAGAUCAAAGUGACCAUGGACGAUGCUUUCAUGGAGAGCUGUGAUGAGGAAACACUCUGGCUGGACUACAAGAACAUCACCAAGGUGGUAGAAGUGGGCAGCAAGGUCUACAUUGAUGAUGGACUCAUUUCUCUCCAGGUCCUGGAGAUCGGAUCUAACUAUCUGGUGUGUGAAAUUGAGAACGGAGGAACUCUGGGAAGUAAGAAAGGUGUCAAUCUGCCGGGUGCCGCGGUCGACCUGCCCGCCGUGUCUGAGAAGGACAUCCAGGACCUGCAGUUCGGCGUGGAGAUGGGGGUCGACAUGGUCUUUGCCUCCUUCAUCCGCAAGGCGUCUGAUGUGCACGAGGUGCGUAAGGUGCUGGGAGAGAAGGGCAAGAACAUCAAGAUCAUCAGCAAGCUGGAGAACCACGAGGGUGUGCGCAGGUUUGAUGAGAUCAUGGAGGCCAGCGAUGGUAUCAUGGUCGCUCGAGGAGACCUGGGUAUUGAAAUCCCCACAGAAAAGGUGUUCCUGGCCCAGAAGAUGAUGAUUGGUCGCUGCAACAAAGCAGGAAAGCCAAUCAUCUGUGCCACACAGAUGUUGGAGAGCAUGAUCAAGAAGCCUCGCCCGACGCGUGCCGAGGGCAGCGAUGUGGCUAACGCCGUCCUGGACGGAGCCGACUGCAUCAUGCUGAGUGGAGAGACGGCGAAAGGAGACUAUCCUCUGGAGGCCGUACGCACCCAGCACAUGAUCGCUCGCGAGGCAGAGGCGGCUAUGUUCCACCGGCUGGUGUUUGAGGACCUGCGCCGCUGUUUACCCCCCUCCACCGACCCCGCCGAGGCCAUCGCCAUCGGGGCUGUGGAGGCCUCCUUUAAAAUCCUGGCCUCUGCGUUUAUAGUCCUCACUGGGUCCGGCAGGUCUGCUCAUCUGAUCUCCCGUUACCGUCCGCGUGCCCCAAUCAUCGCUGUGACCCGUGACGAGCAGACGGCCCGACAGGCUCAUCUGUACCGCGGCAUCUUCCCCGUGCUCUACAACAAACCCUCCAACGACGUGUGGGCCGAGGAUGUGGACCUGAGGGUCAACUUUGCCAUGGAUGUUGGUAAAGCUCGUGGGUUCUUCAAGCCCGGUGAUGUGGUGAUCGUCCUGACCGGCUGGCGUCCAGGAUCCGGUUACACCAACACCAUGCGUGUCGUCCCAGUGCAGUAAACUGGACUCGACCGCAGCGGUUCAUACAUCAGUCAUCAUCACACGCCCGUGGACCACCAUCACUUAGACGUUCAUUCUCACUGCUUUCACUUUCUUUUCAGUCUCGAGCAUAAUCUCUCACUCCUGUAUCCAGAGCUGUCUGUCUGUCUGCUCGUGAAGCACAGACGGAGCGAACACCUUUGCCCUUGAACAAACCGCAGCAUCCUGAAACCAGGCGUACUGUCCCUCUCCUUAGUUUUAUUUCUAGUUUCUUUGUGUUCACACUUCUAGUGAUGUUACAUUCUGUGUUGCACUUGUCCAUAAGACCGUUUGAUUUGGGGACGAGGCGACCAAUGUGCUAUAUAUUUGAAAUGUUAACAUUGGGACGUCCACGUCCGGAUCAUUUCCUUCUGUUUUAGUGGACUGAGGAGUUUCUGAGAGAUGAGUUUCAAUUAAGCAGCGUCGGUCACAUUCCCAGCUUCCAUCUCUGCCCUCAUGUCGCACUUGCUUCUGUGUGUGUGUGUGAGAUCUACCUGCUUCGUGUCGCUAGGGUGCAAGAUGUACUUAUAACUGUAAGAGUAAACUAUAGUAUCAUUCAAAAGUGUUGUAUUCAAGACUGAAUUAAUAAAGGAGACAAGCACUUGGCCAGA